AUGAAGAGAUGGAGAGAUGAAUCUGGAUCUGAUGAAGGUAGGACCUCAGUGUUUUCCGUGCAGGACGGCGGCGACUCGGUCGGACGUGGAUCUGGAUGCCGGACGCUGAUGGAUGGACCGGCGUGGAGGAAAGUAAGUGAGAACGGCAGAGAGAGAGCAGCACAGAUGAAGAAGUAGAAGAACGGACCAGGGUGAUGUGUGAGAGAGCUUCAGCGGGACGUUAAUGUGGACGGACGGACGGGGUUCCCGCGUGCCCUGGAUGGACCUUACUAAGCCUGAAGGAUUCAGGAGGAGCACCACAAGCUCUCAGAUCCACUCAUUUCAUCUGAUGGAGCAGCCAGAAUCUGGUGAUCGGAUCUCAGUCUGAUCUGCGUCCACAUAUUUUUGAAACUGGAAGGUGCAGCAGCAGCACGAGCUCCUUCUGCUCCUCGGUUCCUCUCGGCGUGAAGUCGUGGAGCUCCGCGUUCCUCCGGCUGCAGCUGGAUCGGAAACAUCUGGCAGCUUCUCUGAGGCGAGUCGAAGUGACCAAUGGGAAUCGAGGACCUGAGCAUGAGGAACGGGCGCGCCCUGUCGGACCAGUGGGCGGACGGCGUGGUGGUGCGACCCCGGACCACCGAGCAGCACAUCACCGUGCACAAGAGGCUCGUCCUGGCCUUCGCAGUGUCCAUCCUGACGCUCAUCGUGGUGACGGCCGCGGCCGUGAUGCUGGGCGUCCACUUCGAGAAGUGCGGCGGCGGCGCCGGCGAGAGCGCCGGGCCGCUCGACCCCGGGUCCAACCAGUCCCGAGAGCACAGGGCCGAGGACUGGCAGCCCUGGCGACGCCUGCGCCUCCCGACGGCGCUGCGGCCGCGGCACUACGAGCUCCGGCUCUCGGUCCGCAUGGACGACUUCACCUUCUCCGGGGAGGUGAGCAUCGAGUUCGAGUGCGUCAACGCCACCAAGUUCGUGGUGCUGCACGCCGACCGGCUGGACGUGGACGCCGUGUCCGUCUUCUCGGACGGCAAGAAGCACGGCGCCAUGAGGAUCCACCGCCACUUCCACUACCCGCCCAACCAGGUGUACGUGGUCUCCCUACACCGCGAGAUGAAGCCGCUGCGCACGUACAAGAUCAACGUCACCUUCCACGCUCAGAUCCAGGACGAACUUCUGGGGUUCUUCCGCAGCUCGUACCUGCUGCACGGAGAGAGGAGGUACCUGGCCGUGACGCAGUUCUCCCCGACUCACGCCAGAAAGGCUUUCCCGUGUUUCGACGAGCCCGUCUUCAAAGCCACCUUCCGAGUGCGACUGAGACACGACUCCUCCUAUCAGUCGCUCUCCAACAUGCCGGUGGAUUCGUCCAGUCUGGACCGGGACGACUGGGUCACCAAUCAGUUCUCCAGGACGCCGCGCAUGUCCACUUACUUCCUGGCCUGGGCGGUGUGUAACUUCACCUACAGAGAGGCGGUCACAGAGGGCGGAGUCGUGAUCCGGCUGUAUGCCCGACCCGACGCCAUCCAGAGCGGAUCGGGAGACUACGCCCUGCACAUCACCAAGAGACUCCUCAACUUCUACCAGGAUUACUUCAGGGUCCAGUACUCGCUGCCUAAACUAGAUCUUCUGGCUGUACCCAAGCACCCGUACGCAGCGAUGGAGAACUGGGGUCUGAGUGUGUUUGUGGAGCAGAAGAUCCUGCUGGAUCCCGAAGUCUCGUCCUUCUCCUACCAGAUGGAGCUCACCAUGGUGGUGGUGCAUGAGAUCUGCCAUCAGUGGUUUGGAGAUCUGGUCACCCCGGUGUGGUGGGAAGACGUCUGGCUGAAAGAGGGAUUCGCUCAUUACUUUGAGUACAUCGGCACCGACGUCCUCUUCCCGAAGUGGAACAUGGAGAAUCAGAGGUUCCUGACGGACGUUCUUCAUGAGGUGAUGUUGCUGGACGGUUUGGCCAGUUCUCAUCCCAUCUCUCAGGAGGUUUAUGAAGCCGCCGACAUCGACCGAGUGUUUGACUGGAUCGCUUAUAAAAAGGGAGCCGCGCUGAUCCGGAUGCUGGCCAACGUGAUGGAACAAGCAGUGUUUCGGAGAGCCAUCAAUGAUUAUUUAGUGACGCACAUGUACGGGAACGCAGCGCGGGACGACCUGUGGAACAAAUUCUCCGAGGCCAUGCAGCGUAACGGGAAGGACAUCAACAUAAAGAAGGUGAUGGACGGCUGGACUCUGCAGAUGGGCUACCCCGUGGUCACCAUCAGCAAGAACGAGAGCCUGGACAACACCGUCACCAUCAGCCAGGAGCACUUCAUCUACGACACGGACGCCAUGGUCCACCACCCGGAGCUUUCCAACAGAAGUUUCCAGUGGCAGAUCCCACUGACCCUGGCGGUAGGAAAUUCCACUCACAUUUCCACCGAGAAUGUCGUCUGGCUCUCCAAUAAAACAGAUACACACCGAGUGGGCCGCAUGGACGAGGGAACGUGGUUGCUGGGCAACAUCAAUCAGACCGGGUACUUCCGGGUGAACUACGACCUCCAAAACUGGAGGCUCCUCAUCCAGCAGCUGAAGAUCAACCACAGAAUCAUCUCUGUGGGGAAUCGUGCAGGUCUGAUCGACGACGUCUUCAACCUGGCCAGGGCGGGGUAUCUCCCUCAGACCAUCCCGCUGCAGAUCAUCUCGUACCUACCCGAGGAGGACGAGUUCCUACCCUGGCACGCUGCCAGCCGUGCGUUGUACCAGCUGGACAAGCUUCUGGACCGUACGGAGGACUACAGCUUCUUUAGUAACUACGUCCUGAAGCAGGUGGAACAGAGGUACCAUAAGCUGGUCUGGCCGAGCGUGAACGUGGACGGUUCCUUCCCGCUGGCCGCCCAUCAGACUGAGGAGUUACAGAGGGAGGUGAUCAUGCUGGCGUGCAGUUUUGGGAAUAAGCACUGCCACCGACAGGCCAUGUCGCUCAUCUCAGAGUGGAUCUCCAGCAACAAGAACAGGAUCCCCCCUAACGUGCGGGACAUCGUGUACUGCACGGGCGUGUCUCUGAUGGACGAGGACGUGUGGGAGUUCAUCUGGAUGAAGUUUCACUCCUCCCCCGCCGUCUCAGAGAAGAAGGUUCUGCUGGAGGCUCUGACCUGCAGUGAUGAUACGUUCCUGCUCAACAGACUGCUGAACCUGUCUCUGAACUCGGACCUGGUUCCCGAUCAGGACGUGAUCGAUGUGAUCAUCCACGUCAGCCGAAACCCCCACGGACGCCACUUAGCAUGGCGGUACUUCAGAGAGAAGUGGAAGCUGCUGAACUCCAGGUACGGCGAGGCUUUAUUCAUGAACUCUAAAUUAAUCAGCGGGGUGACGGAGUUCCUCAACACGGAGGCUGAACUCAGUGAGUUGAAGGAUUUCAUCCAGUCGAGCGAUGGCAGCGCCGCGUCGGCGUUCUCUCGGUCGCUGGAGAUCGUCCAGGCUAACGUGAAAUGGCACCGGCUGUACAGCGAGACCUUCUACCAGUGGUUGAGGAAAUCGCCCGACGAUUAACCGCCGGGUCCUCGUUCACUUCCCGAGGAGUCACAGUAAAACAUUUAAAGCCUUUUACAUGCGGGACGACGUACGAGGACAAAGACAAUUUUGGGGGCGGUGCUGACGACCUGUAGGUCCUCCCAGGCUCUGGAGGAAUGAGGACUUUUAGGGUGGAAUCUGUCUCACUGUGAGUGAAUCGCUGUUGAAUAUUGCAUGGUGGGUUAAACCUCUAGUGACAUUUAUUACUUUUCUUCUGGUUCUGUUCUGCAUAUCCGGUUCCCUGCCUCCUCGCUGUGUGCAUGAAAACUAGUUCCCGCCUCCAGUGGUCCGUUUUUUUUUGCAGAAGUGGCCCUCGAGUCCCGGGACGUCUCGCUAUAUCGCUUACCUCAAUAUAUCCAGUCGUGUUCUCACCGCCGAUAAGCACAACGUCGCCUGAUGUGACAAUCUGUACCCGGAGGGACGAGCGUGGAGCCCGGAGGACGUCCGUUCUCCUUCGUUAAGCCAUAGUAAGCGGAGAGGAGAGCACAACCGGGCGGGGUUCGCUCCUCUGUGGGCGUUUUGAGUGGGCGGAGUGGGUUCGGGUCUGGACGGGACACGACCUGAUGAUGGGAAUCUAGUAGAAACGUGGAGUGAAAUACGUUUGGUGUUUGUGUGGCGUGUACGACGGAUUCAUGACGGUUUAAUCGGUACGUACCGAAGCUGGUUGUCAUGGAGACAGAUCAAGAAGUAUUCAGAUUUUUUCGGAGAGACGUGUGUCCACAGAAAUUGAAAUCAUCUCUGUGCGACAGCAAGCCAUUAAAUACGCCACAGACGGGAAAACAAAACAGAGCAAAAAAUGAAUGAAUUAAUUAAUUAAUGUCUUUAUUGUCAUUGUACGAGGGAUCUUUAAAAAGGAGUAAUCGGUCGUGUCUGAGAGACUGAGAGACGCUUAUAGUCCGGAUUUAGCGCUCAAAGAAGCUUUAAGGGGAAGAAGAUUUUUAUGUGAUGAUGACGAGCUCAACCAAACACAUUUUUCGUAGACGAUGCUGGAAAAAUGCAUCGGAGGGUGACGAUGUUGAAAAGUGAUGUCUCCGCUAGAGUCUAAACUCCUCGGUUAGAAACUCGGUGUUGCCUCCGGUCGGCUGGGCGCCAUCUGACGGGCAUAAUUGGCAGUGCCUGCAGCAGGUACUAAUUGGCCACCGUAUCUGCAGGG
Molecule: messenger RNA, 4660 nt
Organism: Trichomycterus rosablanca
Lineage: Eukaryota; Metazoa; Chordata; Actinopteri; Siluriformes; Trichomycteridae
Product: thyrotropin-releasing hormone-degrading ectoenzyme-like
Exons: 20
Coding region: 529-3486 (985 amino acids)
Biological process (GO): proteolysis; peptide catabolic process
Cellular component (GO): cytoplasm
Molecular function (GO): zinc ion binding; metalloaminopeptidase activity; peptide binding
Source: RefSeq, a predicted model, not a curated record